Molecule: messenger RNA, 2235 nt
Organism: Fonsecaea erecta
Lineage: Eukaryota; Fungi; Ascomycota; Eurotiomycetes; Chaetothyriales; Herpotrichiellaceae
Exons: 4
Coding region: 1-2235 (744 amino acids)
Biological process (GO): positive regulation of transcription from RNA polymerase II promoter by galactose
Cellular component (GO): nucleus
Molecular function (GO): DNA-binding transcription factor activity, RNA polymerase II-specific; zinc ion binding; RNA polymerase II cis-regulatory region sequence-specific DNA binding
Source: RefSeq, a predicted model, not a curated record
AUGCCUGGACAACGCGAAGUCUCUGGCGGUAAAGGCACAGCAGGAGCGACGGCGACGGAUACUGAGACACAACAAGCCUCGUCCCAACGCCCUCGGAAGAGAAGUCGAUAUACGCCCCAUGCGUGUGAAAAAUGUAAAGCCGCAAAAGUGAGAUGUGAUGGACGACUGCCCUGCAAAUAUUGUGCUUCUCGAGAAGCUACUUGCCUUUACAGCGCUCAGGCGCCUCCCAACUUCCAAGUCCACGAGCAUCGACCAGAGGACGAUGAGCGCAAAUUCGAAGCAGAGGUUUCCUCGCUUCUUCGACAGCAGAACGAGAAGCUGGAUCUUUUGAUCAAAAAGACCGUAGCCAUUCAAACGGCUUAUGAAGCAGCCGAGAAUCGUCUCACCAAGCCCGACACGAGGCUAUCCACGCAGAAGCAGCCUUUGCCACUGUUUCAAACAUCCACCAGCGCUUUCUUUUGCAUCAACGUCAUAGAUGCAGGUGUUAGAAAGCUGGGGCUCGACUUCUCACAGGCCCAAACCACGCCGAAUGGGCCCGCUGCCACGCAAACACGUACAUCCUUGUCCAUCAUCCACGGCGAGGUGUUCGACGGUGAAUCGAGUGACAUCAGCCGAAGCGAAAUCGAGCAUGUUGCAGAAUCAAUUUCGGAGUCGAGCACGAGCGGUCCAGAUACUUCUGCGCCUACUAGAUUUACAGAUCCGCUCACCGACAUGGACCACAACCUGAUUUUGCAGGGAGUGCAGGCCUUUCACAAUCUAGAACUGGUAAUGUAUCCUAUCCUGGAUAUUUCCGACCUCGAUGAGGUCAUGAACCACCUCUCAGAUACGGCCAGCGGUCGAUCAGGCCGCGGAAGAACAUGCGCUGUCGGCAAAGGGGACUUGGCCAUCCUGAAAAUGGUCGUGGCGAUUGGCCUCCUGGCAGAAGGUGAUACCCAUCAAACGUUGACCUCGAGGCUGUUACAGUCUCUUCACUCCGAGAUCGAAACUAUGAUUUGGAGUGCUGCAGUUGAUCUGAAAGAUUUGAUAUUGAUGACAUUGGUGAUUUUAUACCAUCUGCAUUGUGCUCGGUGGAGAUUAGCAUGGAGAUUCACAGUGAAUGUCAGCCGCAUAAUCCUUGAGCUGGGUUUGAAUCGCAAAAUGGUGCUUGAUCGCUCUUUCGCCGACAUCAAGAGCCGAUCACAAGCAAUCAACACCGUUUGGACGGUCGUGGUCCUCGAGCAGCAUCUCAGCUAUGCCUUGGGUUUCUCGAACGCAAUGCAAAACCUCCACCCGGAGCCGUAUUUUCCUCAACCGGUCGAUGCACCUUUUCUACAGCUCAUGAUCGAGUACGCAAGUAUUGGAAAACAGUCCUGCGACGCCCUCCUGAACGACAAGAUCUUGAAUCCCGAGCAACUUUCCAACUUCCAGGAUGACUAUUCCUAUUUUCUCUACCGAGUGAACCUGUGGGCGACUCGAGCUUCCGAAAACUUCGAAGCACUCGCACUCGAUGAAGACGCCAGCCUCGGACUCCAAAUGGUGCGGACGACUCUACAAAUACGAGCCUACCACCUCAGGACGCUGAUCGCUCGAGCCUUCCUCUGCUCUGGCCUGCGGAGCGCCGCGCCCUCGGACAUCUGGAUCACCUCUGUGGACAUUGCCGCGGAGACGGUCAAGGUUCUGACCCAGCUGGAUUCUUCCAAGAAAGAAUACCUCUUUCACCAGGCACAAUUCAAUCAUUUCCUCGUUUCUGCUAUGGACAUCCUCCUUUUUGCCACGACACACAAGUCUUCCGGUGUGGGUUCGCCUUCAGCCAACGGUGAGGAGCUUUCAGUUCCCGCCGACAUCGCCAACAAGGCUCGGCAGAGCUCGACAGUCGCGCUGGCCCGGCUGCAAAGGCUGGCGGAGACUUCGAUUCAGUCCCAGUACUUGUGGGAAAGAGUUCGACGUGUGGCGUCACGCCUCAAUCUCUCCGACCACCUCUUCCCUGCAGCACGCCCGGAGGCCGAAUUCCUUCCUGCGAUGGGAUCUGGGACCGAGCUUGCCGAACACAAAAAGACCGUCACUGAAACGGGAAUCGGGCUCAACGCGCUGCCGCUCGCCGAACUCGGUCCAGGGAGCGGCGAGAAUGGCUUGGUUUUCCCCUUCCUAUCCGAAGAUCCGAGCCUGUGGGAAUUCCAGCUGCCGCCCUCUUCGGAACCGGACUUUGGCUUGCCUCCAGACCUGGGGACCUUGGUCAACAAUUUCUGGAUGGCUUGA